ACAAAGAGGAUGCGCAGGACUCUGUCCCAGCUGACCAUCUGGGACCUUUGCCUGCGAACGACGUAGCUCAGGAGUCGAGUGCUUUCACUUUUCCUUCUUUGGAGACACACAGGAGUCGGGCAUGAAAGAAGAGCCUUACAUACUUGGACCAAUAAAACCGGUGAAAGUCACAUGGCAAGAGGAUCCACGUUUCCAAGACAGCAGUUCUGAGAGUGAUGAUGAGCCUGAACCAUCAGAAAUUGGAAAGGACCAAGAAAUGUUUCUUUCUUUACCACACACGGAAAGUGCUAGAGUCUUCUUCUUCUCCAAAGAUGAUGAACGCCUAAGAGAGGGCCCAAAGUUAUUUUGUAGAUCAGUAGAGCUCAGUGAAGAAAAAGAGGGUUGGGAAGACAGACGUAGAUUAUUGCUUGAGGUGAGUAUGAAACGUCUGUUCCCUGGUAACUGUGGCUGAAAGCUGAGCACGAGGAGGGAAGAGGGCUAUGAAUCUGCAUGAGAAAUUAAUUCAGGACCUCAACAAGAGCCUGAAACUUUGUAAUUACCAGAGAACAAAAGUGGUUUAGUAUACUGGUGUGUAUAACAUCAGGUUGUGAUGUCACUCAGGUAAACCACUAAAUCUCUGCACGUUACGGGACAGGACCAGAGACUUAACUGUACAUAGAGAAAGUGUUCAAGAGAAACAGUGA
Molecule: messenger RNA, 683 nt
Organism: Corvus hawaiiensis (hawaiian crow)
Lineage: Eukaryota; Metazoa; Chordata; Aves; Passeriformes; Corvidae
Product: nucleolar protein 8-like
Exons: 4
Coding region: 122-451 (109 amino acids)
Molecular function (GO): RNA binding
Source: RefSeq, a predicted model, not a curated record